Pogona vitticeps (central bearded dragon) is the source of this 1683-nucleotide messenger RNA. NCBI's taxonomy places the organism in Eukaryota, Metazoa, Chordata, Lepidosauria, Squamata, Agamidae. The record is from RefSeq and is a predicted model, not a curated record.
AUGCUGGGUCUACCUACUCUUCUCUUACUCCUGGGGGCUGUCAAUGGUGCUAUACCUUCCCGUGCUCACUGGAAGCCAACUUGGCCGACCUACAAGGUCCCGGUCAUCGUGCCACAGUUGACUAUAAAUUUAGACAAGCCACAGUUUGAUGCAGAAGCCAAGCUAGAAGUGGUGUCGCCUUGUGGCCCAUCCUGCCACAAGCGUUCUCCCCUGCCCACCUACGAGGAGGUGAAGGACUAUUUGUCCUAUGAGACUCUGUACUCCAAUGGUUCACGCACGGAGACGGAAGUUGGCAUUUACAUCAUUACCGGCAGCAACAGCGGGUCCCAAAGCCGGUCUCGGACCAAGAGACAGAUCUACGGAUACGACACAAGGUUUAACAUUUUUGGCAAGGACUUCCUGCUGAACUAUCCCUUCUCCACUUCCGUGAAGUUGUCCACGGGCUGCACCGGAACAUUAGUGGCCGAGAAGCACGUCCUGACAGCCGCUCACUGCAUUCAUGAUGGCAAAAGUUAUGUCAAGGGAGCCAAGAAACUAAGGGUGGGGUUCCUGAGGCCCAAACUGAAAGACGGUAGCAAAGGGGCAAACGUCAGCAGCUCCCCAGAGCCGGAGAGAAUGAAAUUCCAAUGGAUCCGUGUCAAACGGACCCAUGUCCCCAAAGGAUGGCUCAAAGGGAAUGCCAAUGACAUUGGCAUGGAUUAUGACUAUGCCCUGUUGGAGCUGAAGAAGGCUCACAAGCGAAAGUUCAUGAAAAUAGGAGUCAGCCCAUCCGCCAGGCAGUUACCUGGCGGAAGGAUCCAUUUCUCAGGCUAUGACAACGACCGGCCCGGGAACCUGGUUUACCGUUUCUGCGAUGUCAGAGACGAGACCUAUGAUCUCUUAUAUCAGCAAUGCGAUGCCCAGCCGGGGGCCAGCGGUUCCGGAGUUUAUGUCAGGAUGUGGAAGAGGCAGCACCACAAAUGGGAACGUAAAAUUAUUGGGAUUUUUUCCGGACACCAGUGGGUGGACACCAAUGGGUCCCCCCAGGACUUCAACGUGGCCGUCCGCAUCACCCCCCUCAAAUACGCACAGAUCUGUUACUGGAUCACAGGCAAUUAUCAGGAAUGUAGAGAAGGCUAAAGUCCAUGAACAUUCCAGCACCGUCAUGGCUGGUUAUUUGUGGGGGGGGCAAGGCGGCAGGGGUGGGGGGAGCGGAAGGAGACCCAGACUCUUCUAUAUUGCCAAUCUGUGUGCAUUUCUCUUUUAAAAAUACUUGGAUGCAGGAAUUAACAGGGAUGUCUGCAGUAUUUAUGAAGGUAAUUUGUGUUAACUAAUAAAUACAGCUAGAGAUGUGUAUUUGGCAAAGAGAGGUGGACAAGCCCUAGAUACAGAAGAGUUCUGGAUCUGGGAGAACCAUGUCUUUCCUCCACCACUCGACAAGCUUCUCAGUUCUUUGUCAUGACUGUAGCCUUCUUCCUUUUGCAUAUUUUCUGUCUUACAACAUUUCUGCAUUGACACAAAAUCUACAGGAUUGAAACUGCCUUAAAUGCCUUUAUUAACCUUUUGCCACUUUCCUGGGGUGGACGGUGCUACUUGACCAGCCCUCUGACAUGAUGCACAAUGUUGGUAGAGUCUUCACCGUGGCAAGUGUGGCCAUAUGACAUUCCUCAAUGCCGCAUCCAGAGUUUUUACAAGAGUAUUCAU